Pelodiscus sinensis (Chinese soft-shelled turtle) is the source of this 1200-nucleotide messenger RNA. The record is from RefSeq and is a predicted model, not a curated record. NCBI's taxonomy places the organism in Eukaryota, Metazoa, Chordata, Testudines, Trionychidae.
CUGACUGAUAAAGGGCAUCACCCCAGGACACGACAACAGGUCCCAGGCCAAAGUUAAAGAGCUUCGGCAGGGCUACGUGAAGGCCCGAGAGCAGAGCUCAGCAUCAGGUGCAGCCCCGAUGCACUGAGCCUAUUAUAAUGAACUGGACCGCAUCCUGGGAGGCCAGGAACCUAUGUCUGCACUGGUGCUCAUGCAGACAGGGUUGCACACACCAGUGCAGCAGGGCUGGCAGGAGGUCCCCAGGGAAGAUGUGGAGGAGAAGGAGGAAGAGCAGCAGACAGAGGACAUCCUGAUCCUGACCCUGCAGCCUAUCCCGGAGACUCAGGAAGCCUCACAGGCAUCUUCCAACGCUGGCGAAGGAGCAUCAGCCGGACCUGCUGCUGCUGACCACCGGGCAACACCAGUGCCACCACCCACACAGUCCCACAGCACCCGCAAGCAUUGGAGGGCCUAUAAUGACCUCUUGUGGAGGCGAUGGAGAAAAUUGAGGGGACCAUGGCCAAAAUGCAGGAGACCAUGUCCAAAAGAUCCAAGGAGGAGGCUCGCUGGCAUAAUUGCCUGCUUAACGAUUUCCUACCGCAGUGGAGCGCAAUGUGUGCCACCCUCCGGGAGGCCCUGGCUGUGCCAGGUCCUCUCCCCCUGGGGACUCCUCCUGCCCAUCCAGCUCCAGCCCCCUCUAAACCCCCCUUCCUGUCCCUGCCACUCCUCCAGCCCUGCCCCACUCUCCCUUCCCCCUCCCCCACUAGAGCAGAGCCAUCUGCAUUCCCAACUCAAGCCUGAGGAUGGCAGGGUCCACGGACAAGAGGUGGCAAAGCCUUGAGGCCCAGGCGAUACCACCAUUAUCCUUAAACUGUCUGUCCUCCUUCCCUCCCUCCCUCCAGAUUGAAAUCCCCCCUCCUACCACAGUUAUAAACACAUGUUAAUAGUUCAAAAAAAGUUUAUUUUUAACAGUUGUUGAACAAUUCUAUUUUUAUAACAGUUGCAAAUUCUAACGUUACUCCUUGAUAAACAUUAUAUUUUUCAUGUUUAACAUGGUGUGUGUGCCUUAACUGUUCAGAGGCUGAUGGAGGGAAGGUUUUGGGAUGGGGGGCAGGCCCACAGGCCCCAUUGGGGAGACCUUGGGGAGUAAUUGGGCUCCAGCUGAGAAGCGUUCAUGCAGAGCCUCCUGGAUGUGGACCCCCACCUGAUAGGCUUGGCGAA